Molecule: messenger RNA, 740 nt
Organism: Lactuca virosa
Lineage: Eukaryota; Viridiplantae; Streptophyta; Magnoliopsida; Asterales; Asteraceae
Source: the annotation of a GenBank genome assembly
AUGACAAUUUCCCCAAAAACAUUGCCGCUCCGCUCACACCCUCACAACUCUCGAGCUUUCGCAACCGCCGGCCUCCUGCUCCUAUUGUUUAUCCGAUUUCCGACGCGACAUCGACGACCUCCGGCUCCGAGUUCCAGAAUCCAGACUUCCGCAAAAAUGGCUGGAAAUUCAAUCAAAUCUGUUGUAAAAUCCAUUGGAACUGAAUUCCAAUACCCUUGGAGGGAAAAAUUGACAAAAUACAAAGAUGAACUCUCAAAGGGCGUAUGGGGAUAUUGGCAAUUAGGGGCAUGGAAGCCUUUAGGGAUUAGUGCAAGGCGUAGGGCCCGCCUUAGGAAAGAAGUUUUGUUAGCUGGACAAGAUUGGCCCUUUGACCCUGAAAGGAAAGAAAUGAGGACAAAAAGAAAAGGGCAUAAAUGUGAUAGAAUUUCAGCUGAAAAAAGAGCAAAUACAGAGGAAUUAAUGAAGAAAAUGCCACAAAUGCUUGCGGAUUAUAGAAAGAAGAAAUGGGAGAAGAAGAUGAAUGAAGAGGAUGCUGCUGCUAAGAAAGUUUAAGGUUUCAAUUACUUUUUACUGUUUCUUUUUAUCUUUUUAUCAAAUUUGAAACUUAAAUGUUCUGUUUUAGGGCAGAUUGAAAAUAAGCACAUUGUUUAAUGGUGAAAAGUUAGUUUUUGAUUUUUGACAUGAAAGGAAGAUGUAGAAUUAUUGUCUUGGUGUUUUGAGUUGUUAUUGUAUUGUGUGUG